AUGGAUUAGCCCUUAAAAUUGUUAGAGGCCAAUACAACCCCUAUCCCUGAUAAAUUCUCCACCAAUAUGAGAUAAUUAAUCUCAUCUUUACUUUAAGUUGAUCCAAAUAGAAGACCCAAUAUACAUGAAGUCUUGAAGAUGCCUAUCAUAGUAAACAGAAUCAGAAGUGUUCUCUCUGAAAGUAUUAGAAAUGUUGAAUUUUCCCAUACUAUUUUACACAAAUAAAAUUUUGUUAAUCAUAAUUUGAUAGUUCCAUAUGAUACAGAAUUGAGGAGUGUGUGUUCAUAACCAAACCUUGGCAAAAUAUAACAACAACCAUUGCAACAAUUUCAAUAAUAAUAAUAGCCUAGCAAUUAUUUAUUGGCAUUUAAUGCAAGAGGAUAACCUUAAAAUAAUUUAUUAAAACAGAAACAAUUAUAUUAAUAGCAUUUACCAUAAAAUUAUGACUAUAUAUCUAAACCAUCUUAAUAAAAUUAUAAUCCUUAUAUGAAUUAUCCAAAAUAUCAAUACAAUAAAUAAUAAUAAUAAUAAUAAUAAUAACAAUAGCAAUAAUAAAUAUAACCAUUAUAAGUUAAUAAUCGACCAAAUAUUUCACCAUUAAAUCAAUAAAGAAAUGAAAAAUCACCAUAUUACGAAGAUAAAUCACCAUUAAGCAAAUCUCCAUUUAAUAAAGAAGGGAGGGACAAAUCUCCCUUUGAAAUAUAAAGAGAAUAAGUCAGAUAAUAAAUCAAAAGAAAUGAAGAAAAGUUUCAAUAGCUUUAAGAAAAUAAAUUAAAAUACUUAUAACCUGAUAAGUAUGAAUUACCCAAGUUAUCUAGAGAACCAUACUCUUAACCAUAAAUCCAAUAAAAAUAUUAAAAGUAAUAAUCUGAUCCUAUGUCAGUAAAAGAUCCGAUUAGAUUGGAACCAAUCAAUAAUAAUUAAAAGACAGAAUAAUAAUAAUAAAAAAUCGAUUUGCAAUAAAAGAUAGAAUAACAAUUAUAAUCAUAAUACCCUUCAUCUUCUAGAGAUUAAAAGGAAUAAAGGGACAGCGUAUAUUAAGCCCCUUAAACUGAAAGAGUAUAAGUUGCACAAUACAUUUCUCAACCUCCUCCCAGUUAAUAAUAAGCUGAUCCAAUCUAAAAAACUGAAUCUGUUAAACCAAGCAGAUAAUAAUUAAAGGAAAGUCAACUCAUCCUAUAAGAAAUUAGAGAAAUAAAAAAUGACACAAAAGAUGAUAGAGAGAAGAUGAAAUAAUUAAUGGAGAUGAAAAGAUAAAGAAAUAGUAACACAUAAUCCGAAAUCUAAGAAGUUAUCAAAGAAGCAUCUAAGAAUUCGGAGGAAUAAGAAAAUGAAGCAUCACAGUUAUUAGCAGAAUUAGAAGAUAUUGUUAUAGCUGCUGAAGGCGGUGAUGUUAAACAUUCAUAAGUAAUUAAUGUAGGAGAUGGUGAUUUACUUAAUAUACAACAAUCAGUUAGAGAAAGUGUGGAUCGAGAGGAUGAUGAUAGUUUAGAAUAAAAGUCGAAUGCAUCAAAUGAAAAUGGAGAACGAGACAGCUUUCAAGAUGAUGAAGACAUUAUUUGUGAAACGCCAAAAGAAUUGCUUUAUCAAUUACUCUUAAGAUAAAUUGGUUAAGAAUAAUUGACUAAAGCAUUAAAUAAAAUAUAAAAUACCUACUCUCAAGAAUAUAUCAAUUUAAUGCAAAAUGGAUUGGAGGAAUUGUAAUAAUACAAAGCACUAAUAUUCAUGUAUGAAUGCAUGUGA
Molecule: messenger RNA, 1743 nt
Organism: Paramecium tetraurelia
Lineage: Eukaryota; Ciliophora; Oligohymenophorea; Peniculida; Parameciidae
Exons: 3
Source: RefSeq, a predicted model, not a curated record